AUGCUGCAUGGGCAGAGUGGCGGGGGGAAUGCAUCUAUUUUCUGCCCGCUUGCCGCUCCCAGAGUCGACGGUCCAGGGGUGGCCACGGUGCCGAAAUCGCCGGAAAUCAGGUCGACGAGCUCGGCCGCGCUGACUACAUUGCGACAGGCUCGAGCCUCACUGAGGGUACGUCAAAGGUGUAUUGCCCAGUGUACUAGCGGGCACUACCUGACGCAUCAAAGAGUUCACCUCCAUCUAGUCGACACCGGGCAAAAGGAACCAUCGAAUCGUGACGCCAUCAGCUCGCUCGACCCCCGAGCACAAUCACCACAUCCUCGCGGCGGUAGCCACUGAACUCGAGUCGUCUUUGCCUAGUCCAGGAAAACAACCCACAGUAUCCUCGCCUUCAAAACUAUCAUUUCCCCAAGUCAUCCGUGAGCUCGACCUGAUAAUCCUCUCGUGACCCCGCUUGACCGACUCUGAUGCCCGGCGGCCGAGGCUCUGUAGGUAGCGCCGUAAAACGGAAGCUCAUGCAAGCCAACGAGUCGCAUCCGAAUCCCCUGAAAAAUCAAAUCUGCCAUCUCCGCUACAGAGUCCCGCCGCGGUCUCCGCCUCCUUCCCGGCCGGUGAUCCGGCUACGUCCCACCUUCGAUUCGAGUUUCAAAGUCCCGAGGCGACCCCCUCGACCAGCCGAAGGGGAUCUCUUCAGCUUCGAUUCGACGACCACGACCGUAUUCGGUGAUCAGUUCUUCGCAUCUGGACCGUAUAGUGGAGCCUCAUCACUCCAGGCGUCAUGUGACGGCUCAGUCGAAGAUCGCGCAAUCUGUGAACAAAUGACUGCGCAGAUCGAGUUCCCCGAGUUCACGCAAUCCCUGCUUUCCGUACCCGAAGCGUCCGAAGGCUCUACCUCCUCCUCCGGAUCGCAAGCCACGCUUUCAACAGGAACGACGAGCUGGGAUCGGAUCCCUAAUGAUCUCUCCAGCUUCACGUGCGAUACGGCCCCGCUCGCGUCGAGGUUCAGUUUCUCCGACUCGUCCGACUUGUCGAGUGGGACGAUCUCGCAUGCUAAAGAAUAUCGAUCGGCUUUGCUUUACCGUAAAGUUAAGGGACCUUCAAAUGUCACCACCUCCUUUCAACAGACGCUAGGAACGCACCAGGUCAAUUCGGUCGGCGAUUCGCUCUCAUCUACCUUCGAGUCUUCGGCCGCCGCGCUCAUUCUCGAAGGCGCGAAGAACCCCUCACCCGAUAGCGACCGAGUAUUCAGACUGACUACACUCUUGACCGACGAGGACCUUUUCAUGGAGCCCGCGAGACACACUGCGCCAUGA
Messenger RNA from Microbotryum saponariae, 1307 nucleotides. NCBI's taxonomy places the organism in Eukaryota, Fungi, Basidiomycota, Microbotryomycetes, Microbotryales, Microbotryaceae. The record is from the annotation of a GenBank genome assembly.